AUGAACGUCGAAAUUGAAAGUCUCAGUUCCGUUGUCGGUCUAUUCCUUACACAGCAGAUAUCUAAGCCCCUUCUCCAUGAGAAGUCGACAUCCGGCGGUGCAGAUUCACGGUACACCAAUGAAAUGAUCCCCUUUCCCAUGGACUCAGGCAGUAUCAUUGCCCUCGUUCGCGGCACAGAGACGGCCCAGAAGGCUGUAAUCCGUGCUCACCAUAUGGUUGCAUGUCACGGUCUCUUGAAACACAGCUUCACCAUUUACUUUAACAUGGAUGUCGGUGAGUAUGUCAAAGGGAAAUAUGACGGCGUCAUCUACGUCGACAAUCCGAUCAUCCGCGGAUUCUUUUGA
Molecule: messenger RNA, 345 nt
Organism: Rhinocladiella mackenziei CBS 650.93
Lineage: Eukaryota; Fungi; Ascomycota; Eurotiomycetes; Chaetothyriales; Herpotrichiellaceae
Exons: 2
Coding region: 1-345 (114 amino acids)
Source: RefSeq, a predicted model, not a curated record